AUGAGCUCUAAAGCAUUAUUCUCCCCCAUCAAAGUCGGUACCAACACUCUCAAGCACCGUGUUGUCCUUGCUCCGUUAACUCGUUUCCGUGCUACUCCUGAAGCCGUACCUACUGAUCUCCAGGCCAAAUAUUACGAGCAGCGUGCUUCUGACGGCGGUCUCUUGAUCACUGAAGCUACCUUCAUCUCUCGACUUGCUGGUGCCUACCCUCAAGCACCUGGUAUCUUCAACAAGGAACAAAUUGAAGGCUGGAAGAAGGUAACAUCUGCUGUCCAUGCCAAAGGCGGCGUCUUCUUUUUGCAACUGUGGCACAUUGGCCGUGUGGGAUCAAAGUGCCUCAACCCCAAUCAAGAACAAGUUGUAAGUGCUUCUGAUAUCCCUUGUCCCGGUAAGGCUCUGACAGGCGCUGAUCAUGAAGUUCCUCGUGCUCUUACUAUUGAUGAAAUCAAAUCCAUUGUGGAUGAGUAUGCUCAAGCCGCCAAGAAUGCUAUUGAGGCUGGUUUCGAUGGUGUAGAGAUUCACGGUGCCAAUGGCUAUCUUGUGGAUCAGUUCAUCAACAACUCUAGCAACAACCGCACUGACAUUUAUGGCGGAUCUGUGGAGAACCGUGGUCGAUUUGCGUUGGAAGUGGUCGAUGCUGUUGCUGCAGCUGUUGGUGAGGAACGCACCGCUAUUCGCUUCUCUCCUGGAGGUGCUUUCCAAGGCAUGGCCACGGAUGAUGUUGAGGCAACGUGGGGUUACUUGGUCUCCGAAUUGCAAAAGAACCAUCCUAAACUAGCCUAUUUACAUCUGAUCGAGUCUCGCGCCGACUUGCAAACGCCUGAUCACAAGAACACUACCGACACUUUAGAGAGCUAUAGGAAGAUUUGGAAAGGGCCCUUCAUUACUGCUGGUGGUUUCUCUACUUCUCUUGAAUUCGGUAACGAAAUUGCUGAAAAGACUGGCGAUUUAGUUGCUUAUGGUCGCGCUUUCAUUGCUAACCCUGAUCUCCCUGAGCGUCUUCGCAACGGCUGGGAACUGAACCCUUACAACAGAGAUACCUUCUAUAGCCAUGGUGCUGAGGGUUAUACUGAUUACACCUUUUACAAUGAAAAGAAAUAA
Molecule: messenger RNA, 1101 nt
Organism: Mucor velutinosus
Lineage: Eukaryota; Fungi; Mucoromycota; Mucoromycetes; Mucorales; Mucoraceae
Exons: 1
Coding region: 1-1101 (366 amino acids)
Molecular function (GO): oxidoreductase activity; FMN binding
Source: RefSeq, a predicted model, not a curated record